This is a messenger RNA of Phalaenopsis equestris, 2572 nucleotides long. Its product is annotated as UDP-glucuronate:xylan alpha-glucuronosyltransferase 1-like. Bases 163 to 2085 code for a protein of 640 amino acids. Gene Ontology annotation, biological process: xylan biosynthetic process. Gene Ontology annotation, molecular function: glycosyltransferase activity. Lineage: Eukaryota; Viridiplantae; Streptophyta; Magnoliopsida; Asparagales; Orchidaceae. The record is from RefSeq and is a predicted model, not a curated record. The transcript is spliced from 5 exons.
UUUAUAUCGCCACCUGCCACCAAGCUUCCUCAACAACCCAUCACAGCUCUAUCCCUCCGAACCUUUGCCAUGAUGAGAAGAUAGAUCGAAGGUCCUGAAACUCUAAGAGGCCAAGUUUUGUAAUCUGAUUCUCUUGUAAUCUGAUCCAUAUGAAGUGAGCAAAUGAAAAGGCUUGUUGGUCUUAUGGAGGCUAGACAUCGACUGGCUGGAAGUCUUUCUGAUGCAAGUCGAAGAAGAACCUACAAAAGCAGUAGUCCCAAAGAAACAGCUAAGUUGGCCAAUUCGUGUCAAGAAAGGAGUUCAAACAGCAAACUUCAUUGGUUGAAGUGCCUCACUGUAUUUCUUAUGCUUGGAAUCUUGUUUAAACUUUUUUACUCUCCGUUAAAGUGUCGUUAUGCAAAAUCAUCGUACAGUUUUGCUCGUUCAAGUUUUGCAAGUGUUGGAUGGAUGUGGAGUGAGAAAAUCCCCGAUCAAAGAUACACGUCAAACUUAAAUACUCCUUGGGCUCAGACACUACAAAUCACAAAAAAGCUACAUGAAAAGAAAGAAAAUCUGAACGUUGGAUUAUUAAACUUCAACAGCACUGAGAUCAAGCUUUGGCAAAACCUCUUCCCAACUUCGAAAAUUUCCGAAGUUCAUCUCGACAGAGCUGCCAUAGAUCUUACGUGGGAUGAUCUCUAUCCAGAAUGGAUUGACGAAGAAGAAGAAUCAGAUGAACCAUAUUGCAAAAAGCUUCCAUACCCCAAGCUGCCAAAAGGAUCACAAUUUGGCUUAGUUGCCGUCAAGCUUCCUUGUAAUAAAACUGGAAACUGGACGAGGGAUAUUGCUCGGUUACAUUUACAGCAUGUGGCAGCCAAGCUUUCGGUAGAGAUGAAGGAAGGUCAUGAUCCAGCGCAUGUUCUUCUUGUUACGGACUGUCUUCCGAUACCAAAUCUCUUUUCAUGCAAGCGUCUUGUUGAAAGAAAGGGAGAUGUUUGGUUAUACAAGCCUGACUUGCAGGUUCUGAAGCAGAAGCUAGAGUUUCCAAUUGGGUCAUGCAGAUUAUCACUUCCGUUUGAACAUAAAGUGAGGCCAUCAUCAACGAAUGCCCGCAGAGAAGCAUAUGCAACAAUUCUUCACUCUGAGGACGAAUAUGUCUGUGGAGCCAUUGCUGCAGCUCAGAGUAUACGCUUAACUGGUUCAACCAGAGACCUCGUAAUCCUAGUCGAUGAAACAAUCAGUAGCCGUUACAAAAAUGGGCUUGAAGCCGCAGGGUGGAAGAUCAAAAAGAUCAAAAGGAUAAGAAAUCCUAAAGCUACAAAAGACGCAUAUAAUGAGUGGAAUUACAGCAAGUUCCGCCUAUGGCAACUCACUGAAUAUGAUAAAAUCAUUUUCAUUGAUGCCGACCUUCUAGUCUUAAGAAACAUUGAUUUCCUCUUCACUAUGCCGGAGAUCAGCGCAACAGGCAACAAUGGAACUCUGUUCAACUCUGGUGUGAUGGUUAUAGAGCCUUCAAACUGCACGUACAACUUGUUAAUGGGACACAUCAAUGACAUAAAAUCAUAUAAUGGUGGCGACCAGGGUUACUUAAAUGAGAUAUUCACAUGGUGGCAUAGAAUUCCCAGGCACAUGAACUUUCUGAAACAUUUCUGGAUUGGUGAUGAAGAGGAGAAGAAGGCGAAGAAAACUAGAUUGUUUGGAGCUGAGCCUCCGAUUCUUUAUGUGCUUCACUACUUGGGAUACAAGCCAUGGCUGUGUUUUCGGGACUAUGAUUGCAACUGGAAUGUGGAUUUCAUGCAGGAAUUUGCGAGUGAUGUUGCACAUCACAAGUGGUGGAAAGUGCAUGAUUCAAUGCCCAAAAAGUUGCAAAAAUUCUGUCUUUUGAGUACGCACAGGAAGGCAAAUUUGGAGUGGGAUAGGAGGCAAGCAGAGAAAGCUAAUUACUCAGAUGGUCAUUGGAAGAGGAAUGUGAGUGAUGAAAGGCUAAGAAUCUGCAAAGAUAGUUACUGUGACUGGAAGAGCAUGUUAUUGCACUGGGGAGAUCCAAUGUAUGAUGAUGGCGGCCCAGGCUUUCAAAAGCUGGCUAAGAAAUUACCGAGCCUUUGAUCUUUUCACUUUCUUCAAUUUACUGGGGAGUUCUGCAUUCUUAUCAUUCAUGCAUGACUUCACCUGCUUGGUUGAGUGUAAAUUUUUUUAUUUCAGGUUCAUGGAGGUUUUGGGUAGCUCUAUUGUUUUUCGCUUUGAUUCCCCAUAUUUCUUUCUCUUUGAACCUUCUUAUAACGAUAGACAUUACAGGGCUUGCGUUAAUAACUGGUUUUGGUUCGUUAUACAUUGAGCUUCUACAGUCCUUGAUUCAUUGUACGCAUUUUCUUUCGCUGUAUGAUAUGAGGUUGCAGAUAUUUAUAAGAUUGUCUUUUUUGCUUUAGAUCGUUUCUUGAAGUCCUGAGACAACCUUUUAGCGUUCUUGCAUUGAACAUUAUUUUUUAUUUAUUUGUUUGUUGAUUAUUUAUUACAGGUGCAAAAUUUAGCUUUCCAAAGCACGGAACAAUUGAAUUGUAUAAAACAAAUUGCUUAAUAGGAAUAAUGCUGCAAA